Molecule: messenger RNA, 3719 nt
Organism: Colias croceus (clouded yellow)
Lineage: Eukaryota; Metazoa; Arthropoda; Insecta; Lepidoptera; Pieridae
Product: hemicentin-1-like
Exons: 18
Coding region: 417-3110 (897 amino acids)
Source: RefSeq, a predicted model, not a curated record
AUACAUGCGGGAGCUUGUCAAAGCUUUCAGCACGCGAGUCUCGUCUCAUUUAAAAUAAAAUUAGCAAGCACAUUACAAUAAUUACCUGUGAAUUGUGACAUGUUAUUAAUAAAGCUCUGUACUGACCUGUUGAUUAGAUAUGAGUUGAAAACAAAAUGAAACGUACAUUGCUGAAGUUUGUUUGAUUUUUGUUUGUAAAUCGUAAUUGUGGAAACUAUUUUUAAUAGGCAGAAUAUUUAUAAAGUGUCGCCUUUAGAGGUGAGCCAAUGACAUCGCUUAAUCUAUGACUCACUAGCCGCUAAAACUCUAUGUGAUGCAAUAAUAAACAUGCCAAGGAACAGUGUUAUCGUGACGAGAAUGAAACAGUACCCGUUUAUAAAGCAAUUCAAGUGUGUGUGAGUGUCCAUAAUGUAACAAUGUGUACGGUUAAGUGGAUACGGUUGUUUGUGAUGCUGGCUGCUUGCUGGGCUCAGGAGGGGGAGUGGAGCGAAGAUGCAGAGGAUCUUGUAUCAACAGUGGACGUGGACGCAGUGCUGGGGCGGACCGCGUCGCUGCCGUGUGACGUCACGCCGGACGCCAACGAGGACCGAGUGUAUAUGGUGCUGUGGUUUCGGGCCGGCAAGAGCACUGGGGGGAAACCUAUUUAUAGUUUCGACGUCCGCGGGCGUUCAUUCAACAAGGCGCUGCAAUGGUCGGAUCCCAAUGUUUUCGGUCCGCGCGCCUACUUCGCGACCGUGGCCCGACCCGCCGCCCUCACGCUCGACACUGUACAACUCGACGACGAAGGCGUGUACCGCUGCCGCGUGGACUUCAAAAACUCACCCACAAGGAACUUUCAGAUACGACUUUCCGUUAUAGUACCACCGCAUCAGCUGAUACUGUACGAUAAGUCGGGUCGUGACGUGUCCGGUGUCGUGGGGCCGUUGGAGGAGGGGAAUGAACUGGUCCUUGUGUGUGAGGUUAGAGGAGGUCGACCGUCUCCCACGAUCAUCUGGCUCAUCGAUGGAGUACCAGCACCACAAUACAUCGGCGAGAAGACAGAUUCACACGUGGUGGUGAAUAAGCUAGAACUGCCCCAUGUCAAGAGAUCCCACUUGAAUACUACGUUUAAGUGCAGAGCAUCUAAUACCAACCUCGUCAGCCCGCAGGAAAAGACAGUCAGAUUAGAAAUGAAUUUGCGGCCGACGUCGGUGCAGAUAGUGAAGAAGCCGGCGACGCUAUCGUCGGAACGCUACGUGAGCUUAUCGUGUGUGGCGGAGGGCAGCCGCCCGCCGGCUCAGCUCACUUGGUUCAAGGACAAUCGGAAAUUCACUAGGGGAAAGAUAACAGAAGGCUCAAACGACACGUGGGUGAGCAGCACGCUGCAGUUCGCGGCGCAGCCGGAGGACGACGGCGCGCUGGUCAAGUGCCAGGCGGACAACAGCGCGCUGCCCGGACAGAGCAUAGACGACUCCUUCAAGCUGGAUGUCGUGUAUCCGCCCGUAGUAUCACUAUCACUGGGAAGCACCCUCAACCCUAAUGAAAUCAAAGAAGGCGAUGACGUGUACUUCGAAUGCUCAGUUCGCGCCAACCCCAAGGAGCAUCGCAUCUCCUGGUAUCAUAAUGACAAACCAGUAGUACACAACGUGGUGCUCGGCGUGAUAGUGAGCACGAAGUCGCUCGUGCUGCAGAAGUUGACGCGCGAGCACAGCGGCGAGUACUCGUGCCGCGCGACCAACGCGCUCGGCGAGACCGCCAGCCGCGCCACGCACCUCAGCAUACAGUAUGCCCCAGUAUGCACGCACACAUCACCACAAGUGCUUGGCGCUCAGUUGGACGAGACGCUCCGCGUGCGCUGCUCGGUGACGGCCAACCCGCCUGACGUCACGUUCUUCUGGCAGUUCAAUAAUAGCGGGGAGAGUUUGGAUGUCUCACCUUCUAAAUAUAGCACAGCGAACGGCAGCACGAGCGAGCUGAGCUACAAGCCGCAGAGCGAGCGCGAGUAUGGCGCGCUGAGCUGCCGCGGCGCCAACUCCGUCGGGCGACAGCUCGAGCCUUGCGUCUUCCAGAUUGUGCCGGCUUCACGACCAGCGCCUCCCAGGAACUGUUCGCUCCAAGCCGGUUCGAACGCCACGGAGGGCGCGGCGGUGCUGUACGUGCGCUGCGUUGCGGGAUACGAUGGAGGUCUACCUCAGACCUUCGUGUUGGAAGCACUGGACCCUAACACGAACAACAACAGAUAUAAUAGCACUGUUAAUGAUACAGAUGGUCUAGUGACGUUCAAAUUAGAUCUCGGGCAGCUGUCACCGGGCGACGUAGAGGGCGCCACGUUUAAUCUACUCAUUUAUGCAAAAAACCUCAAAGGCGACUCGGAGAAAACCCUGCUGGAAAACAUUGCGUUCAAUGACGCUGCGAGGAGGACUGACGGCAAGAACACGAUGGGGGGAGCUACACUAGGCAUUCUAGUAGCAGCCGGUCUAGGCGCACUGCUAGCGCUAGGUGGAGUACUGCUAGCCGCGUUACUCGCGCGCCGUCGCCGCGCCCGCGCACCGCACAAGCACCCGCCGGGAGACAUGUUGGAACUUAGUGAUGGUGGGAGGCGAUACGUUGUUGCGUAUACCAUCAAACCCUCUGAGUCCAAGGAGCCGCAGCCUGAUAUACUGAACCCGCCAGAUGGCGAAACUCAGAACGUCGCUCAGGCGAACGCGGAUUCCGAAGAAUGGUCUACGGUGCGGGAAGUUAAAGGUGACUGGUCUAAAUCUGGAGCAGUUUUCUCCGCUGAAGAUUUAGCACUUUUGGACUCGGCGGGACGACCGCAGCAACUCACGCCCGGCAGUGACAUGACGCCCAUCAGCAGACAAGAAGACGCAAUAAAUCAAAAUAUAUCACAACCUCUAUUAGCUAAUAACUUCCGACCGAACCUAAGUCCAACGCUAGGAAGCCCCAACUUCGUGUGUCCAAACGGCAACGUUGGCUCGCCAUUUGGAAGUCAAACUUUAGCAUUAAGUGGGCCGACUCUAAGUUCUGGAAGCCUCGCCACCUCCACUUUACAUAGGAAAGGGAAGACCAACGUGAGGAGAAGAGAACACGUUUUAGCUGAAAACUUGCCGGGCCCCGAGAGCUGUGUGUAAAAACUUAUAGAAUAAGCGCUUAAAACUUUUGGCCUAACUUCUUUUCCUAGCUGACUCCGAACGACUCUCAUAAAUUGUCCAUAUUUUAUGACUCAGCCGAGUAAUAAAAUAAAUAUUAGUUUGAUUGAUUCAUGGAAUCCUCGAAACUUUUACUAUCAAAACUUAAAGUCGAGCGAGGAACAUCAAUAUUGUUUUGUUUUAUGGAUGAUUCAAGCGAAGUUACCGUUUAUUUAGAAUUGUAGAAAUCUUAGAGGAAUUAUUAUCUUCACAAACAAUUGACUUAAGAUUCUCUCGUUUUGAUUGAAUCUACAAAUUAGGCAAAUUUAUUAAACGAUUAUAUCACAUUAUGUACAUUGUUUAAAGUAUAUAAUUUGUAAAAUAUACUAUAUUACUAUAUUAUUACCUAGUAUGUAUUUCGUAACAAUAACUGCCAUGAAGAAUUUCGGCCAAAAUUAUUAAUUUAUUAACGAGUCUUAGACAAUACAAAUUUUCCUAUAGAAAGAAUUAGAAUUGUAAAAAAUAAUUUAAGAAAAAAUUAAGCUCGUGUUUCAUUAUACUUUUUUCAUGUGCUGUUUACUGUUAUAAUAAUCUUUUUGUGUUAUAAAAUCU